UGGAGGGUGGAGGAACAGCGUCUCGGACUCUCCGACAGUCCGCCAGUGACUGUCGCAGAGGGAGGGUGCGUGACGCUCCUCUCUCACACACCACCAGUCAGUGACGCCUCCCUCACCUCCCGCCGCUGGGACGGGCAUAUCCUGUAGUCUCCUAUAUUAAAAGUGCUGUCGUUAAGUGUGAGUGAUGCUACUGGAGAUGAGCGUGUUUUGACAACCUAAUAGGCUGUUAACACUUGCAUGAGUGGGGGAAACGGAUUUAAAAGUUUUGGUGCAAUAAACACGCCCAGAGGAGGAACAUUUAGCUGCUCCAUUCACUGGCUGGCGUGAGGGCGCAGGACGCAGCAGCAGCAGGUCCGGCCAGCCUUUAGUGGCACCUCGUCCACUGCGUCGCCAACACCUCCACCUCGGCGGUCUUCAGUAGCUGUGAGUCGAGAUCUCGCGGCGUCUCCAGCUGGGGGUCGGUCAGCUAAGCCUGCAGCUGCAGGUCUGGCCCUCUGACGGGGUUUAUUUUGAGUGUCCUGCACCGUCUACACUUGCAGGUCGGUCCUCACUGUUUGUGUUCUUCACAAGGCAACACCGCUCACAGCUUCAGGUCACCACAAAUCUACACCACCACCACCUGUGGUCUUUGGAUCAAGCGAGAUUCUCAGGCUCAGGCUUCCUUCAGUACAUUAAUCGACUAGAAAGUUUCAUCUGUUAAUUUGUUUCUGCCGAGACCAGCCAGGAAGUGAAGCAGGCCGGGUCACUCACAACAGAAGCGCCAAGAUGGGUCAAAGUGGCACUCCAGAAUGCGACGAGCUGACCAGAGUAAAUAAUCCGUCCUCGCCGAAGAAGGUGGAGGUGGUGAUGGGGCGAUGCUUUCCCCUGACCGACCUGGGUCACCAGCCGGGCACCACCAUCCCCGUGGUGAGGGGCGUCGUGUACAAGGAAGGGCGAGGCGCUCCUGGCACCAAGACGAAGAAAAGUUUCAUUACGAUUGAAAGCCGCUCGAGAGACAAGCAUGUAGAGAAGCAGAGGGGCGCCGACGAGGCGGUUUCCUCCGGCUACUCGUCCCAGUCAUCCGUUGCGUCGUCGAGGUGCUCGGACGUGCAGCAAAACGGUUUAAGUUAUUUGUGUAGAGGAACACCAGGUCCGCUCCUCGGUUCUUCUUGGGGCAGUGACGAUAAGCCAAGCAAUAAACAAGAGGCUGAGGAAAAGAAAAUGGUCAACAAAGAUCUUUCAGAAAGUAAGCCCAAACAGCGGCCGAUUUUGAGGCGGACUCAAUCAGCAGCUGUACAGGAGCCAGAUGAUGUGAUGGGCAAUGACGUCUACGCUCCUCGUCCUGAAGGUGAAGAAAAAGUUGUGCAAGAAGCAUCUACUAAGGAGCAACUAAGUGGUCGAGAUGCCUGGAAUAUUGUACAGAGAAAGAAAGCUCUCCUGCGAGAGGAGUUCUUCAGGGUGCCGUACGAGGAAUGCAACAGAGAGGCAGCAAGAAGUCUUGGUGGACGUCUGAACAAGUCUGAACCAAGGCUCCACACGGUCGGGAAAGAGAGGAAGAAGAGGAACUCACUCUCCUACAAACGCAGAGUUCAUUUUGACCUGGACGACAUGGACGGAGACGAAGAGAAGACCACAAAGAGUAAAACCAAGGUGCAUCACUCUAGAGGAGAGUGUGUGUCCGGCUAUGGCAUCACGUCCUGUGGUCAGGCGUCGAGGCAAGUGGCGGCUCCAAAGAAAGUUUUGGUGUCAAUAUAUUCCAUUGACGACGGAGUGAAAAAAGUCAGACAUUGUGAUAAUUCAAACCAAGCCACGUGUACCAGCACAGGAGAGGCCCCGGCACCUCGCGGACAUUCAGAAAAAGAAGAUCGAGAAUGGAAGAACAGAAGCCAGACUCGUCUAAAGACUGCACGACCCACCGACCUGGACAGCCUACAACGACAGACUACAGUAGGCUCACCGCUUUAUGAAAAUAGAAAUGAUUUGGACCUAUUGAAAAUGAAAAAACACAAAACUGUGUCGCCUGAGACGUCAAGUCCGGUAACAAAUGGAAGCUGUCGGUAUAAAUCUGUUGUCAGUGAAGACAAUAACUUCAAGACGAAUGUAUCGGGAAAGCCAGUUGGAGCCUCCUUCUCUAGUGGCAGUCCGUCCACCCCACAACUCUCCGUGCGCCCUCGUUCCUCAUCUGUUGCUAGCGCGCGCCUCACGAAACACACGUCCGAGCCGUCCACCCUCCCAGUCCAGUCGGUACCAGCCGCGCCUAAGUCAGGUUCUGAGGCCAUCUCGCGCCAGGCUCAACUCGUACGCUCUCAGUCAUAUCAAGGUCAUCUCCAGGAGGCACCGUCUCCCUCGCCACAAGCACAGUCCUCUGUGGCCAAACCUCGCCCAGGAUACUUAGAGCUUUCAAAUAUACAAACCCCCACGCAAACACACACACAAGCACCCAAACAGGUACAAGCGCUCACACACACUCCCUCACCCACACACUCUCCCUCGCCCACACACUCUCCCUCACCCACACACACUCCCUCACCCACUCAGAGAUCGACUAUUGUACGGACACCAGUUCCCAUUCCUCGAAGACGCUUAUCAAAGCAAACGUCGCCGUCCACCUCACAACCCUCCACCCCUCACACCUCACAAACCUCGGCGCUCACCUCGGAACUCUCCACACCUCACAGUUCAAAAUGCUCCGCCUAUCACAUCUCACAUCCUCUUAAAAACUCUCCCUCUGAAAACCUCACACAUUCUUCACAAUCUUCCAAUCCUUUCUUACGAAACCCCAAGCACAUCUCUACACACCCCUCUGCCUUUCACGAUUCACAACCUCCUCACACCUCACAACCACAGGCCAGUCACGCCUCAAGACCGGCCUACCAGCUCCCGUCUCCUAUCACCACACAUGACCCCACACUCGUCACCAUACAAGGUUCCAAUGGCAUCACCUCUCAUCCCCCAGAAAAUGGCGCCUCGCGACGCUCCACCCAGCCCAAUCCACAACCUUCUAACUGGUCUACUCACAUCCUCCCACAUGGAUCACCUAACUCCACUCCACAUCCGUCCACACGUCACACCCACAUUACCACCCCACAACCCUCUACCCACAUCACCUGCACCGACCUCACACAUCACCGAUCGAUACAGCCUAAGCAAAGCACUUUACAAAAAGCUAACUACAUCACUUUACAGACCCCAGAAAAUCGCUUUAAUCUAAGCUCAACAGAUACUCAAAACUCUGUAAACCAAAUCUCAUCUCAUCUGCAAGAAAACAGGAAACCUCAACUCAAAAGCGUGUUGGAUUCAAAUAACGCAGUCUACCCACUAAACGUUAACAAAGAAAACCAACGAGCAAAACCAAACAGGAAGAAAACGGAUUACAAUGAGCGGGGUAACACUGUAAAUAUUUUGAUGACGAUGGGGGAGAGUUACGCCAAACAUAACAUCGUCUUAAACAGUCGAGUGAUAUCAACAUUGCCCACAGUUACGGUCAAGAAGAUCUUGAUGCCUACGGCCUCUUCGCCCGUAAGAUGUUCCCCCUCACCAACGCCGUCUUGUGCCUCUUCGAGUUGUUCCUUUGGGUCGUCAGGCAGCUCCUCAGGGUGCUACUCCGGGUCGCCCACGCCCACACCCACACCCACGCCCACACCCUCGCCCACCAGGAUACGGGCGUCGGCAGUCCCAACAGAUUUAUAAAGAUGUUGGGUGAGAGGAGUGUGCGAGGGGAGGCCAGACCAGAGAGAGUAGCAGGGACUACACUCUACACACCUGCACGUCCUAGCAAGAGAAGUGGCCACUGAAUAUCUGGGUACACCUGCUCGCUCCAGAAGACACCUAGAAAUUAAAAAAUAAACUAGGCUAUACAUGGUGGAGGGACAAGCCCUGGCUUUGUGAGAGCUCAACCGCGUAUUGCGGCGUGUUAGGAGAGUGAGCGUGUGCAGAGUGCGGCUGUGAGAGCUCCUUGUGUCAGGAGAAGCUUGGCUGUGAUGUUUACAGCAGUCCCAGUGAGCUAAGGAGACUGGUGCUCCGUCCACUGACUACUGGCGUCUCACACCAUGGAUAGAGCAGCCGUCACCUGACAACUCUCGACCACUAUACACUACAAGGACCCGACACAGAAGGAAUGCUCUUCGUUGGGUUUAGCCAUAUAAUUGAGGAUUUUUAGUGUUAUUAGUGAUGAGGUAAGCGGGUACUGUCAUCAGCAGACGAGACCCAGCUGGCCAGACGGCUGGGCUGACUCACGGCUCCUGGCCACACUCACGGCUCCUGGCCACACUCACGGCUCCUGCUCUAGGAAACAUUGUCCCAAACACAACACUAGCACUAUCUGCCUCCCAACUGCACACAGUCUCUCACGAUGCCGCAGACGGUCUAAUGUUGUUAUUGCGAGAAGUAAAUAUGUGGUGACGAGCGUGAACUGUCAGUAUAUGUGUGAGGUGGGACCAGGCCAGGCGUAACACAGAGCUGUCUUCUGGGCAGGGUACUGGACACGCGCCACCACACAACAUCGCCCCUAAUCAUAAAAUAUCAAGCCACCGCGGAGCUCAGCCACCCACUAUCAAUAACCACCAAGUGAUUUGGGUUAACAAGACGACCACACCACACCACCACUGCCACCACUACACAGGGAGCAGCGCUGUGUAGACAGGUGACGCAACAAUACCAACACCAGGGACAGAUAGGAGUGUAUCCGCAAGAACACACUUAACAAUGUUUUAGUGUGUCACUGACUGGUUGUGGCAGAGGACCAGUGUGACGCCAGAGCUCUUCCCCUCCACCGCAGGGGCCCCAGCGGGUCUGUAUCGGUGCCAGGGGCUCCCGCCUACCGUAGGAGCCACUGUUCAGAGCCAUAGCGACUCUGUUCUUUAACCCUCAACCGCAGGAGCUGCUGAAGGGGAAUAUAGCAACAUAAAGACUGCCUCUCCCUACUGAAGGAGCUGUCUCUUGGAUAGUGGUCUGGGCCGAACAGUUCAAAGUGGAUAACAGACCAGAGGAACAUUUUCCACAAUACACUAAAAUUUGCAGCUUUAACUCGACAGAAGUGGUGACUAUAUAAAGAUAUAUAUAUAUAUAAAUUAAUAUAUUUAACAAGUGUUAAUAUAAUCUAGACUGAAAUGUAGCCGCAUAUGUGGAGCAUGUUAAGUGUUUCAUGCGUCGUGCUGAAGAGAUUUAACAUAGCCAGUAAAAUAGACAUUUUCUCCUAGCAACAUUUUACUAGUCCGCUUAUAUAGUUAUUAAUGUUACUGUCCACAAUCAUAUAUAUCCCCAAAGUAUGAUAACUUGCUUCUAGUGAAGUGGCCAGUCGUCAUCUUCCGAGAAUUAGAAGAUACUGGUCUUGGAGGACACGGUCACUUGCCAUUAUCAAUAAACUCGCAAGAUUCCAGAACAGAAAUUCGUAUAUAUGAAAAUAGUGUGGAGGGCGCGGGGAGUGAAUAGCACGGACCACCAGCUCCUCGCCUCGACGGCUGCCGAGAGAAGACCAGAGUCUGCGAAGACCUUUCCAGAGGGCGCUGUCAGAACACCUCCCUUGUACAGGCGGCUCGUAAGGCAGCAUC
This is a messenger RNA of Procambarus clarkii (red swamp crayfish), 5528 nucleotides long. The record is from RefSeq and is a predicted model, not a curated record. Lineage: Eukaryota; Metazoa; Arthropoda; Malacostraca; Decapoda; Cambaridae.